AUGGACCCCUUCUCAAUCAUAUCCGGUGUCGCUGGUAUUUCGGCAGCUGGCGCUUCUCUCUCAAGGCUGAUCUUAGACAUUGUCUCUGGGGCUCGAAAUGCCCCCAAGGAGGCUUUCGACAUUGCUCGGGCGAUUUCAGACCUAUCCAUCAUCCUUAGCGAGUUGCGCCGGGUCUUGAAAGAUGGGAGCGAAAUCUACAGGAGAAAGUUGCUGCGGCGUGUCCAGUCAGCCAUGAGACGUAUUGAGCGGCUGCAUGGUGUCAUCUCGGAGAUGCUGGACGUCACCAGCAAGACGGCACGCAUCAUGUGGAGCUUUCGGCGGUCCAAGGCCACGACCAUCCUUUAUCAGAUCGAGAGCCACAAGACCGGGAUCAAUAUGAUCCUUCAUACUAUGGUUUUGGCUGUGCAGUUGAAGCAACUCGCUCGUUCCCGGACUUCUAUCAAUGAUGUGCAACAGACAAGCGACAAGGACGAUGUCCUCUUGGCACGGCAGCAGGCCGAAAAUCUUGUUCAGAUGUCAUAUUGCUCUAUCCGUGAUUUACUUGACCAAGGUGGUCAAGGGCAACAGUCUUCCAUGGGUGAUCCAGAUAUCCAAGAUGAUGGCGACAGCAACGUUUCCGAUCACGAUGACGAAGGGUCUGGCGAGACCAACUCUAGCAAUCAAUUAAUGUUGCGAAAGAUACCAAACGAAGACGCAGCUAUGUGGCUCUACGAUCUGGUGUUUUCCCCAGCAACCGACGCAGAUGCUUCCGACGGUGCACAGAGACCUAACGCUGCCUCAACUCCAGAAGCUACUGAGACCAGCCCGGACCCUGAAGUGCUGAGCAAUUCUACUGAGCUUAUUUUGCACCAGCAGAGGCGUGUCAACCAGUUACAGCAUUACGUUCGGGAGCCUGCAAAACGAUCGUCGGUGGUCAACGAACUUCUAGCCGAGUGGACCACGUUAGCCGAAGAUGAGAUUGAAGUCGCACUGUCAGAAAGCGAGCAACCCGGUAAUGAGUCUGAAGUGCAGGUUAUCCAUUUCAAGGAUGCGGUGGGCAGGAAAUUCAGUUUUCCUUGGGCGGUGGCAAAGAAAUGGAAGGGCAUGACCGGUUACAUAAUGGAAGCAUUCGUACAUGUCGAUGUACUCGGGCCUCAUGUGCAGGCCGGCCACUAUGAUUUGGUCGGCCCCAAUGGGGUAAUUAUACUCCCUUCGACUUGGGAAGUUCUUGCUAGGGCAGGUGAUGCCAUCACGAUGCACAUGUGGCCAAUAGACGUACGGCCUACAGGACCCAAGAGCGCCUCACCGAAUGCGGCCCCCACUCCAAGCACUGGCUUUCAGCCAAUUCCUCGUCGUCCUCCCAUGCCGCCUGGUUUCAACAUAAAACAGCAAAUGCCUAUGGGCAACCCGAACCCCGGGCGUCCAGGUCCCCCGCCAGCGCCGCCGACGUUCAACGGGCAGCCUGUGCCUUUGGGGAAAGGGCCCCCUCAGCCUCCAACGAAUGGGCAGAGAGAUGCAAGCAGCAGUCCUUCCAAGUCACCGAUGCCAUCGAUACAUUUACUUCCACCGAGAAUUGUUCCAGCGAAACGUCGGUCGAGGGAAAAGCAAAAUAAUGCACGCCCGGUUUCGGAGUAG
Messenger RNA from Neoarthrinium moseri, 1614 nucleotides. RefSeq lists its product as uncharacterized. The coding region runs from base 1 to 1614 and encodes 537 amino acids. The record is from RefSeq and is a predicted model, not a curated record. NCBI's taxonomy places the organism in Eukaryota, Fungi, Ascomycota, Sordariomycetes, Amphisphaeriales, Apiosporaceae. The transcript is spliced from 3 exons.